Molecule: messenger RNA, 907 nt
Organism: Pneumocystis carinii B80
Lineage: Eukaryota; Fungi; Ascomycota; Pneumocystomycetes; Pneumocystales; Pneumocystaceae
Exons: 1
Coding region: 47-865 (272 amino acids)
Source: RefSeq, a predicted model, not a curated record
CAAUUAUCUGAUAAGAUUUAAAGGACUUCAAAAAAAUUAAAAAAAUAUGAAUUUUCCAAUUAAACUUCUUUUUCCGACAGCAAAAGAGAGUUAUGUUAGCCAAAGCGAUGCAAACUUUUCUUCUCCUCUUUAUAUUAGGGUUCCAUAUGUUUCUAUGCUUAUAUCUAUUGUACUUGGAAGAGAACGGCUAAGAUGGACACCUGAAGGAUUGAACUUAAAUAAAAAAAAGGAAAAGUCGGUGCUUAUUUUAUGUGGAUAUACAAAAGAAACUUUUUUAAAAGAAAUUCUACAUGUUCAAGAUAUACGAUAUUUUUCUGAUGAUAAUUCUGAAACAUCUAUUUGGUCAGAUGAUUUUUUUUGGGCAAUGGAUGCAACAGGUGCAUGGAUAUCUGCAUCAGAGUAUAUCGAUUUAAUUUAUGUUCCAUCACUUCGAGGUCUUCGUGCUAUUUUAUCAGUAUAUCAUUAUUCUUCGUUAAAUAGGCUUGCUAUAUGGCCAUUUCUAAAGAUUCAUGAAGCAUCAGGAGAAUUUUCAGCACAAGGUCUUUCUAGAACAAUAGCAUUGGCUAUUGACGUUUGUAGAAAUGAAAAUAUAAUUUUAUGCGAUUCUAUUUCUAUAAAAUCGCCGAUUCAACUUCUUACUAGCAGUACAAAAGUAUCUGGGAUCUCUGUUUGUUCAGCAAUUAGGCAAAUUACUGUUGAAACUGUUAUGGAGAGAUGGAUUAGUGCUUUCUGGGAAAUUGUUAGUCUAAAUGAACAAGGAAUUGGUCAUGGCAUUUGGAAAUAUCGUGGAGAGUAUUGGAAAGUAUGUUGGAAAGAUUCAGGAAAUGGAAAAAUUAGUGAUAUUGAAUGUACACAACUUGAUUAAUUAAAAGACAUAGCAAAAAAUAAGAAUGUUGUAUAACCGAUA